GAAACAAUCGUCCUUUUCCGUAGCUCAUUGGUAAAGAUUGAAGAAAUAUAAUACGUUUAGGAUGCAUGAUCGGCUUAAUGGCCUUGGUGGAGCUAUUAUCCGUGAAGAAAUACUGAAGAGCCAACGAACCAUAGUUGAUUAUGAUCUAAUGAAGAUGCCUUUGCUGUGCUAAUCGAGAAGCUACUGUCUGGGGUGGCUUGAGUGAUAAGGCUUGCGGGUUAGCAUGGUGUGCUCCCUGGUUCUAAUCCCACAGCCUUUCCAUUCUGAAGAAAUCCUUUGGCGGCCACCAGCAGGGCUAUAGCACUUGAGAAUUUCAGAUGGUUUGAGCUUGAAAUUUGAGUCUUUCAGUAGGUUUCAUCUUGAACUUGCUCAAGAUUGACACCAUUGAAGUUCUUCAGUCUCUGGAAGCUCUAGAACAUUUGAGAUCAGUGUGCCUUCAGUUGAUUAUAAGAUUGCCUUGUCUGUCCUAGUUAAUUAAGUUAGAAUUUCUAUUCGUAAAAAAGCUGCAGUCUUUAGAUGAGAUUGAGACCCUCAUGCCUCAGGGACUUGAAGCUAUUGGAGAAACUGAACCUACUGGUGAGUUACAAGCAGGCACAUGAGUAGCACAAGAAGAAUUUCUACCUGUAUCUGGUUAAUUCUUGGCUUAAAUGAGCAAUUUGUCAUAUUGUUUAAACAAAUGAUAUCACACUGCCUUGUAAACAGUUUUUUUGAUAACUUUGUAUGCAUAUUGAAAGGCAGACUUUCGAGAAGACUUUCGAGAUAACUCUGUUAAUAGUUAAUACUAUUUUCAUCAUUAUAAAAAAAAAUAUAUGCAUACAAAGUUAUACUUUUUAGACAAUUGCUUCUGUUACCAAUCAAUGAACCAAAUCACAUGACCAAAAUAGGCAGAUACAAGAAACUGAACUUGAAGAAAGGUAAAUGAUGGGUAUGGUUGCUGCAGACAGAGAUGACACAUGGGUGAAGUGAAGAUCAGCCAUGGCUGCCAUCAUACCUGAGCAGUUUAAAAAGCUUAACUUUUUACUUCAGAGUUCAGAUGUAAUGGCUUUGCAUGUUUUCACGGGCAACAUAUGAUCUCUGUGGAAGUAAAGCAUCUCACUUGACAGAGAGCACUGAACAAUGUUGUUAGAAUGGCAUUCAUAACUCUGGUUACUGGUUUUUAGAAUGAGAUCUUGGAGCUCUUUAGAUUUCUUCCGAGAAAUGCACAUACUAUGAAUUCCACAGUGUGAAUCGAGCCAUUUAGAAAUUGCCAAUGUUUGAAUGGUUGUAUUGUAUUAAACUAUAAUGACUACUGAUAGAAUGGCAAUUCAUUGACUACUGAUGGACAUAUUAUGUUCUACACCAUACCAUUGCAUAGUUAGAGGACGCAUAAUCGUAACCUAUGAGAUCAAUCGACGAAACAUUUGUUGAGGUCGAUUCGAAAUAUUUCUGGAAACUUGUUCUGCUUGAUAUUUGCUAUGCUGAACCGAUAACGCUAAUAAUGCAAACACAUUUGAUAGCAAAGAGGGAAAAUAUUGGUUUUAACCGUCUGAAUAAAAAGAUCACAUGAAAAACAAGUUACUAUCAGGGUAAAGUAAUAUAUCAAUUUUCUGGACGAAACUAGCCCCGCCUCCAUUCUACUGUCUCAUACUUCGCAACCUCACCACGUUUUUGUUGAACCGAAGCCUGAAGCCGCGGGGAAAUGUCAGCACCGGUAACCGCACAGGCAGCUCUAUCAUGUGCGCAGUGGAGAAGGAUCGACGCCGGUGCAAAUCCCUGUCACUCCACUCUUAGCAGCAGUGGAAGAGCUGUCGCCUUCAUUAGUCGUAUCCCCUGCUACCCAAUUCUUGCUCGGUCGUUCAAAAUCGGUUCUUCUUCGACAUCUUCUUCGCCUUUUGAGCUCUCGCCUCCUCCAAUCGAUCAUGACCUUCUUGAGGAGAUUACAGGGGAUGGGGCAACGGUUUCAGAAGAUGGGAUUAUUGAGACAUUUGGCAAUGACGAUGAAGCCUUGGAUGCCUUUGACAAUGGGGUAGUGGUUUCAGAUCUCUCACACUUUGGACGGAUAAGAGUCAGUGGAGAUGAUAGAAUUCAGUUUCUCCACAACCAAAGUACAGCGAAUUUUGAAUGUCUUCAACAAGGACAGGGAUGUGAUACAGUUUUUGUUACACCAACAGCUCGAACGAUUGAUAUUUCACAUGCCUGGAACAUGAAAAACUCAGUUUUGUUAAUGGUCUAUCCUCAGACUUGUAGCAGCAUAACUCAGAUGUUGAAUAAGUACAUAUUUUUUGCUGACAAGGUGGAAGUUGAAGACAUCACCAAGAAAACUAGCUUAUUUAUUUUAGCAGGGCCAAAAAGCAACCAGGUAAUCGAGAGUCUAAAUGUUGGCAAUCUCGUCGGGCAACCUUAUGGUACACAUCACCAUUACACUGUAAAUGGGAUGCCUCUAACCAUAGGGGUAGGAAGUAUCAUAUCCGAAGAAGGUUACACACUGUUAAUGUCCCCUGCUGCGGCUGGGACUGUCUGGAAGUCCCUCUUAUCGCAAGGUGCCCUUCCAAUGGGUUCUAAUGCCUGGGAAAAGCUAAGGGUUGUUCAAGGAAGACCAGCCCCUGGUAAGGAACUGACGGAUGAAUUCAACGUUUUGGAGGCUGGUCUCUGGAAUUCCAUUUCUCUAAACAAGGGGUGUUAUAAGGGACAAGAAACCGUCUCUCGACUCAUAACGUACGAUGGAGUGAAGCAGACGCUAUGGGGGAUUCACCUUUCAGCCGCAGCUGAACCUGGAACCCUCAUCACAGUCGAUGGUAAAAAGGUGGGAAAGCUGACGAGCUAUACAUAUGGAAGAGAAGGAUCCAACGAACAUUAUGGAUUAGGAUACAUCAGAAGGCAAGCGGCUUCCCUGGGAAAGACGGUUGCCAUUGGGGACGACAUUGUUGGAACCUUGGUCGAAGCUCCUUUCCUCUCUCGCCAAUCACCUCCACCAAUCCCAUCAAAGAGCUCCAGCUAGCUCCUCGAAAUCUGGCUGAAGCAACUGGUCACACAAAAAAUGUGUUCCAGAAGGAAAAACUGCAUGUACUAGUUUCAGACUCUUUAAUGUUGUAACAUUAAUAUAAGAACUGUGAUGCUUACAUAUGUCGAGUUGGCUGGUGAAUUUUACCAAGGAAUAUAAGAAUUAUGAUGGCAAGCAAUAGGUGGGUUAAUGCUGGUGGCCACUGGCCAGGGAUUUCUUGUAGGGAAAAUAAAAGAAGCCAUUUAAA
Molecule: messenger RNA, 3227 nt
Organism: Linum trigynum
Lineage: Eukaryota; Viridiplantae; Streptophyta; Magnoliopsida; Malpighiales; Linaceae
Source: the annotation of a GenBank genome assembly